Messenger RNA from Auxenochlorella protothecoides, 603 nucleotides. RefSeq lists its product as uncharacterized. The record is from RefSeq and is a predicted model, not a curated record. Bases 1 to 603 code for a protein of 200 amino acids. Lineage: Eukaryota; Viridiplantae; Chlorophyta; Trebouxiophyceae; Chlorellales; Chlorellaceae. The transcript is spliced from 3 exons.
AUGGUGAACGUUGACGUAAGCCCUGCCGUCAUUUUGGGAGUAGGCCUGAUAGGCAGCGGACUCACACUGUGGCAGAUCAGGCAGGCUAAGCCUUGGAUCAGCAAGGACUAUGAUGUCGUCAUCUCGUGUGUUGCACUCCUGGUCGGGGGUAUCCUGAUCUUCCAGGGCUGGCGAUUGGACCCCCUCCUCCUCUUCGGACAGCUCAUGACGACCGGGGCUGCGUUGAGUUUCGGCGUGGAGGCCCUGCGACUGCGCUCUGCUGUGUAUGAGAAAGAGGAGGCGGCGGAGAUGAGCGACAUGUAUGACCGGAGGAAUGCUGGUCCAAGGCAGGCGGUGCCCCUUGCUCGGCUGCCACCCCCGGAGCCGUCCAGGCCGUUCUGGGAGGGCGAGGCCCCCCGUAGGUACGGCGAUGAGCCAGAGGCGCAGCAGGAGGUCGGAAGCCAAGGAGAGGGGUAUUACAGCCCUGGCGAAUGGUACUAUGGCAAGCAGGACGUCAAUGCUGACACCCCGUCGUGGGAGGAGCGGCAGCAGCAGCAGCCCCGGGAAACCCCCACGCGCCAGCCCACACCCCGAGGGAUAUUUGAUUCGGCGGAUGACUGGUGA